Messenger RNA from Phytophthora infestans T30-4, 366 nucleotides. Its product is annotated as dynein light chain-like protein. Gene Ontology annotation, cellular component: cytoplasm; cytoplasmic dynein complex. Bases 1 to 366 code for a protein of 121 amino acids. The transcript has 3 exons. Gene Ontology annotation, biological process: microtubule-based movement. NCBI's taxonomy places the organism in Eukaryota, Oomycota, Peronosporomycetes, Peronosporales, Peronosporaceae. The record is from RefSeq and is a predicted model, not a curated record. Gene Ontology annotation, molecular function: dynein intermediate chain binding.
AUGGCGGACGAGCUGCAGUCGUCCGAAGAGCUGGCAUUUGUAGCUGAGGAGGUAGAUCGCAUCAUUCUCACGUCCAUCGAGAGCUGUCUGAAAGACGAAGUGUACGAUGAGCUGAAGGUAUCGCAGUGGGUCGACUACAUCUGUGAGUCCAUCAUGAAAGGACUUGGUGAACUGCGGAAGCCGCUUAAGUACAUCGUGAGCUGUCUUAUCAUGCAGAAGAAUGGCGCUGGCGUGCAUGCCUCAGUCUCCUGUCACUGGGAUACCGUCACAGACGGUGCACACGUCGUCAAGUGGCCGGGCGACAAGCACAAAGAUCACAACCGGAGCAUGUAUUGCAUUACCACAGUGAGCGGGCUAAGCUUCUAA